GCGAGCCAGAGGGCGGAGCCGCGGGCCAGGCGGGCAGGUGCGCGCAGGCCGGAGGGCGGAGCCGCGAUGCCGCGAUGGAGCGCAGCCCGGGCGGGCGCCGGGGCCGGGGCCCGAGCACCAGGCGGAGCGCGAGCAGGAGCCGCAGCCAGAGCCCGGACCAGGCCGGGGGCCGGGACCGCCGGGCCGGGCUGCUCGUAGCGGCGGCGACGGAGCCCCCCAGCGGCUGAGGGGCUUCCUCCCAGCUCCUGCGGUGGCCGGGACUCUGCAAGCCCCCGCAGCCGGGGAGCGUGGGGAUCCCCCCACCACAUCCAGGACCCAGAGACCCUUAGGAAAGCGGGUGGCCCCUCCAGAUCCAACACAGAGCUAUUCCCCAGCCGGGGAAGGCGGAGACUACCUCCGUAUUCAGAAGACAGCGACCUCCCUGCGGUUCCGCGAAGACACCCCCUCUUCAGUCUGGGCCCCCACAAGACCUAGAACGCAGUGAUCCCCCUGUCCGGGAUUGUGGGGACCCCUUCUCAAGAUCCUGGCCAUUACAACUCCACACCUCAAGACACGAAGACCCAGCUCAGAACGCCCCUAGAUCAGGGGUAUUAGACCUCCCCCCCUCCCCGAUUCCGGCUCACAGAAACCCCAAAUCUAGGGACCCGAGGACAGCAAGAGCUAUCCCUCACCAGCAAGAGGCCUCUGGGACACCCCCCCCCCAAAGCUCCAGGACUGGGGCGACUGAGCCCCUCGCGGCGCCCUUCUCAUCCCAGCCCAUGGUUGUGGCGCCCUGAGCCCCCCGGGCCGGGCUGACGACGAAAACCGAGACGGCGCCCAGGCCCCCUGCCGCGGCGUCCCCGCGGCCCCAGCCCAGGAUUCGGAGAAGAUUCUGCCCGCUCUUCCAUCAUUCACACAUAGUCCACAGGCCACGGCCAGCCAGAAGGACCCGGCAGAACCUAACCUGGGCCCUGGCUGCGUUCCUGGACAUACUGCCCGCACACCUCUUCUCACCUGGGGCCACGACAGCCGAGAGCUGCAGCACAGAGGAAUCUUCGAAGGAAGUCUGGAGAAGAUGAGCGUGGGCUGCCCAGAGCCCGAGCCGCCCCACUCCCUGCCCUGCUGUGGGCCAGGGACCGCCCCUGGGCUGGGUGCAGGCGUGCCCCUCCUCACUGAAGACAUGCAAGCGCUGACCCUCCGCACGCUGGCCGCAAGCGACGUCACCAAGCACUACGAACUCGUCCGGGAGCUGGGCAAGGGCACCUAUGGGAAGGUUGACCUGGUAGCCUACAAGGGCACAGGCACAAAGAUGGCACUGAAGUUUGUGAACAAGAGCAAAACUAAGCUGAAGAACUUCCUGCGGGAGGUGAGCAUCACCAACAGCCUCUCCUCCAGCCCCUUCAUUAUCAAGGUCUUCGACGUAGUGUUUGAGACCGAGGACUGCUACGUCUUUGCUCAGGAGUAUGCACCUGCCGGGGACCUGUUUGACAUCAUUCCUCCUCAGGUGGGGCUCCCUGAGGACACGGUGAAGCGCUGUGUGCAGCAGCUGGGCCUGGCGCUGGACUUCAUGCACGGCCGGCAGCUGGUGCACCGCGACAUCAAGCCCGAGAACGUGCUGCUGUUCGACCGCGAGUGCCGCCGCGUGAAGCUGGCCGACUUCGGCAUGACGCGCCGCGUGGGCUGCCGCGUGAAGCGGGUCAGCGGCACCAUCCCGUACACGGCGCCCGAGGUGUGCCAGGCGGGCCGCGCCGACGGCUUCGCGGUGGACACGGGUGUGGACGUGUGGGCCUUCGGCGUGCUCAUCUUCUGCGUGCUCACCGGCAACUUCCCGUGGGAGGCGGCCUCGGGCGCCGACGCCUUCUUCGAGGAGUUCGUGCGCUGGCAGCGGGGCCGCCUGCCGGGGCUGCCAUCGCAGUGGCGCCGCUUCACCGAGCCGGCGCUGCGCAUGUUCCAGCGGCUCCUGGCCCUGGAGCCCGAGCGCCGCGGGCCGGCCAAGGAGGUCUUCCGCUUCCUCAAGCACGAGCUCACGUCCGAGCUGCGGCGCCGGCCCUCGCACCGCGCGCGCAAGCCCGCCGGGGACCGCCCGCCGGCCGCGGGGCCGCUGCGCCUCGAGGCGCCCGGGCCGCUCAAGCGGACGGUGCUGACCGAGAGCGGCAGCGGCUCCCGGCCCGCGGCCCCCGCCGUUGGGCCCGGGCCCGGGUCUGCGCCCGUCCCCGUGCCGGUCCCCGUGCCCGAGCCCGGCCUGGCUCCCCCGGGGCCCCCCGGCAGGACCGACGGCCGCCCAGACAAGAGCAAAGGGCAGGUGGUGCUGGCCACGGCCAUCGAGAUCUGCGUCUGAGCCGCCCCCGCCGCCCUCGGGCCCGGGGCGCCGUGUAGCAGCCAGGCCGGGGCGCGGGAAGACGCCCUGGGCCGAACCGGCCAGCCCCCCGCGGCGGCAGAAGGGAGUAGUGGUAGACGCCCGGCCCGCGGCGGGCUGGUGAGAUCGCCACCAAAAGGAGCCAAGCUCCCCAGGCCCGAGGAGCAAGCUCCCCAGGCCCGAGAGGCCCCCUGACACCAGGAGCAAGGGAGCUUGCCGGCAGACUUCCCACACCUCCCUGAACCCUGGAACCCUGACUAGUUGCUCCCGGCCCUUUGCACCCCCUGGCAGAUCCUGCAGGCCCACCCCCGGUCCUGCCCUCCCGGCCUCCCCGCCCCCCACCCCCACCCUGGGCACGAAAAGGGGCUGAAGUGCUGGGGCAGAGAAGGGCCUUAGGGCCCCUGGGCACUGGCUGGGAGGAGGGAGAUGAGCUGAGGGCGGGGGCGUCGCUCAGCGGCCACCUGCCCCUUUCCUGGGAGGCUGGAGGGGAGGGGCCAGCCCCCCUGCAAAAUGUAGCAAAUGUCUGGAGGCUGCAGAAGUGUGUAUGUGCAGACACAGGGCCCGACUCCCCACCACCCAGUCCCCAGAUGAGGACACUGAGCCCCAAAAGGAGGGCAGCCAGCCAAGACCACACAGCCAGAGAGGUGGAGCUCUGGCGGCCCUCCCCUCCCCCACAGGGAUUUCAGGACAACUGAAGGGCUCCGGGACCCCUACAUCCCUAGGCCAAGGGAGUGAGUGCAGGGCCGGGCCCGCCUGCCCACUGCACCUUCCCCAGGCCCGGGAAACCUCAGAUCCUUCUCAGUCCUCCCUGCCCCAGCCCAGACUCAGGGGUCUGGGCUUUUGGCAGGCGGCCAGGUGAUCUGUGCCAGGAAUCUCUCCCGGGUUUCUGCUGGGGUCUAACAUGUCAGCCCGGGGCUGACCCCAUCCCCACGUCUCCCAAGUUUCUGGUACUGGGGUGUGGGUGUGAGAAUGGGAGGCCCUGGAAGUGGGAGGGGGUGAGUGUGUAUUGAAUAGGUAUGUGUGCAGUGUGAGUGCAUGUGGAGUGCACAUGUGUGCGUGUAGCCUCGUGUGUUCAGUGGCUGCAUCCAGACGCCUCAGUAACUCCACCCCAGGAUUCUCAGCGGGCAGCUGCCAGAGGGCUUCCAGGCCUGCGGUUCAGCACACCCCUCAGGGAGCCCAGCAAGGAGGCACCUGCAGGUUGGUUCAGGACCCUAGGCAGCAAAACAGACCAGAGGGACCCAGCCUCACCCAGCACGACUCCACGACCCCCGCCCCCUCCGUGGAGGCCUGGGACCCCGCAAUAACCUCAACAUGGGUGAGGCUGCUCCCUCUGCCUGGCAGUGCCCCAUCCACUGUCCCGGGCCACACCUUCCAGGGUUCCUCCUGGGGUUCUCGGCCAUUUGAGGGGGCUCCCUGACAGACCAGGCUGACCAGAGGGGCCCCUCUGGCCUGAAGUCCCCACCUCUCCAUUCACCCUCAUUCACACCGCGCAAAAGGGCUAUAGGUCCCCCUGCCCUGCCCGGGUCCAGUUUACAAACUGUGCGGUUGCCCCAGGGCCUGGCCCCCACCCCUCCUUGGUGUGCCCACCCCUCUUGAGACCCACCUCCCCAGCGGGCAUUGGGGCCCUCCACAUGCCAGGUAAGUAGCAAACCCCUCCUCCCACCAAGGGCCAAGUCUCAGAGAAGGCCCCCCCAUCACUGCCCCCUGCCCACCUGGAGCCCAUCUGGGCACCUCUCCCAGCCGCAACUUCUCCUUUUGCCUUAGGCCUCUUGACAUCCUGUCUCUCCUGCAAUAACAAGGAAGCGAGAUUCCAAGUAGAUGCCCCUUGCGUGCGCCCUCUCACUCUCUCUCUCUCUCUCUCUCUCUCUCUCUCUCUCUCUCUCUCCCUCUCUCUCUCUCUCUCUCUCUCUGUUAAGAUCCUGUCUGAGAGUCUCUCCCUCAUAGUAUCUAGGAUGUUAGAGUGGGGAAGGGAUCGUAGUUCUGUAGUCCAGCCCCUGUUUCCGGAGGCACAGAGAAGGGGCAGCAGCGGCCAACAAGGAAGCAGGACUGGAACCGGGUCUGCGCCCUCCCCGUUGGGGCCUUGCUGCCGCUGCCGCCACCACCUCUGCUGGUUGGGCUGGGACCCUGUGCCCCUUAGGAGAGGUGUUGGUCACAGAUGUUUACCUCAGUUUAUGUCACUGUCGAAGAAAAAAUAAACAGCAAAAAAUAACAUCAUAAACAUGAAGACUUAGAAGACAAAACAAACAAACAAAAAAAAACCCCUCGCGAUUCUUCUGUGAAGGCGUAUGUGUGUGUGCGUGUGUGCCUGCAUCUCUGUCCUCCCCUGGGCAGGCCGGGUCAUCCCUGCCCUCUGUCCCAGCCCUGUGCCCCCCACACUGCCCCCUGUCCUUCGGUGCUUCCCAGAGGCCCCUCUGAGCUGGCCUGUGGGGUGUGGGGAGCCCCUGGAGGGGAGGCAGGGCCACAGGUUAGCUAGAGGGUCUCCCACCAGGCCAGCUGAGCAGAGCCCUAAGGCUGCCACUGCUCCCCGAGCCCACUCUGUGGCCGGCAGGACAGUCAUGAUGGCUGGCGUCGGCAUCCAAGCCUGGCUCAGGGCCUGGGUGGAAUCCCAGCCCCAGAGCCCCAGACCCUUAUGUUGCCACCGUCCCCCACCAUGUGUUUGUAAAUACUCUGGCAUCCUUUGGCCCUGAGAAGGUUUUUAAAUGUGUUAUUUACUUCUCUAAUCAUGACAAUUGCUAUAAAAUAAACAAAAGUUUAGAAAAAUUA
Messenger RNA from Delphinapterus leucas (beluga whale), 5098 nucleotides. It is a transcript of the gene SBK1, whose product is annotated as SH3 domain binding kinase 1. Gene Ontology annotation, biological process: protein phosphorylation. Lineage: Eukaryota; Metazoa; Chordata; Mammalia; Artiodactyla; Monodontidae. The record is from RefSeq and is a predicted model, not a curated record. Gene Ontology annotation, molecular function: protein serine/threonine kinase activity; ATP binding.